Nelumbo nucifera (sacred lotus) is the source of this 1919-nucleotide messenger RNA. RefSeq names its product plant U-box 29 (gene PUB29). The record is from RefSeq and is a predicted model, not a curated record. Gene Ontology annotation, molecular function: ubiquitin protein ligase activity. Lineage: Eukaryota; Viridiplantae; Streptophyta; Magnoliopsida; Proteales; Nelumbonaceae. Gene Ontology annotation, biological process: protein ubiquitination.
CAUUUGACCAAAAGCUUUACAAAAUUACAGUGACGUCAUCGCUUUCCCCUUUGACCAUUCUCUCCCCAGCUUCAAAAGCCCCAGCUCCCCCCUCCACCUUCUCCAUCUUUGUGAACACACACACGCUCUCUCUCUCUCUCUCCCCCCCCCUCGAUCGACUUCCUCUCUUUCAGCUUUAACAUCGGAUUAUCUCAGAAGAGAAGAGAAGAUAAACCCUGUCUUCAUUGAUCAAACCGGAGGAAGAUAAAGAUGGUGAAGAACGAUCUGUUCAUCACCGUUCCGAGCUUCUUCAAAUGCCCCAUCUCCCUCGACGUCAUGAAAUCUCCGGUCAGCUUGUGCACCGGCGUCACCUACGACCGCUCCAGCAUACAGCAAUGGCUCGACAGCGGCAACAACACCUGUCCAGCCACCAUGCAGGUUCUCCAGAGUAAGGACUUCGUCCCCAACCACACCCUCCAUCGUCUCAUCCAGAUCUGGUCCGACUCCCUCCACAGCAACACCGACCACGAUAACUCUGACCCCUCUACGUCCGCCUCCUCGUCCCCUCCCUUGACUCAAGAUCAAGUUAGGGUUCUCGUCAAGAACAUCGAGGACCACGCCGAGAACCGCCUUGAUUGUUUGACGAAGAUACUCGAUUUCGCCAAGGAGUCCAAUGAGAAUCGAGCGUUUCUCGCCAAGAUGGAUGGUUUCGUUCCCAUCAUUGUUGGUGUCCUUCGCAGCAAUGUCGACGGUCGGGGAGAAGUGGAGAUUGAACUAUCUGAGCACGUCGUAAGGCUCUUGGAUAUGAUUCUCAUGGAUUACGCCGAUAAAGAACAACUCAUGAGAUUAACCUUGAAAGGAAACCCAGAUUUCUUGUCAUCUGUUGUUCUAGUUCUGAAGAAAGGAAGCUUGGAUUCGAGGGUCGGAUCUGGAAGAGUUUUGGAGGCAAUCGCAGUGAACGGUGAAUCCAAGCUUCUAAUCGCCGAGAAAGAAGGGAUAUUGUCUGGACUAAUACGUCUAAUGAGUUCCGAGACGGAUUCGAGUGCGAUUGAAUCUGGACUCUCUUGCUUGAUCGCCGUAUCCAUGCCAAGGCGAAUUAAGUUACAGAUCGUUCGCCUCGGAGUAGUUUCGGUACUGUCGAAAUUGUUGUCUCAACCGGACACCGGCGUCUCCGUCGCCGAGAAGGUCUUGAAGCUACUAGAUAUGGUUUCGACGUGCCCGGAAGGCCGCACGGCGAUAUGCGAGGAUCCGAUAUGUGUAGCCACGAUUGUACAGAAGAUGCUUAAAGUGUCGAGUGCGGUGACGGAGCACGCCGUUCUGAUACUUUGGAGCGUCUGCCAUCUAUUCAGAGAUCAGAAGGCGCAAGAAGCGGUGACGAAGAGCAACGGGUUGACGAAGAUUCUGCUAUUGAUGCAGAGCAAUUGCUCGCCGUCGGUCAGGCAGAUGUCCAGCGACCUGCUCAAGAUCUUCCGAGUAAACUCAAAAUCGUGCCUUUCGAGCUAUGAUACGAAAACCACGCAUAUCAUGCCUUUCUGACCAUUCCAAUUUUCAAGAGAGGGAAAAAAAACCCAAAAUCAAUCACUAAUUAGAGAGGGAAACAACAAAACCAAAAGAAGAGACUCUGUAAAUGAAAAAGAAAUUUUGUCCAAAAAUACAAAAAUCCAUUAGAUUUUGCCCAUCAAAUUCCUUUUUUUCUUCUUGUAUUUUACUGUGCACAUAAAAUUCUCCUGUACCUUGUUUUUUCAACGAAGUUCAUUAGCUCAACAAGUGGGUUACUUCCAAAGAGCUAGAACUCUCGGUUAAAGUCUCGGAAAUAAUCCUUGAUGUCAUCAACACUCACAAGUAGUUUGUUGAAUGGAUUUGCAGAAUUAUUUGUACAGAAAAAUUGUUUUUACACAGAAUAAUACAUUAAAUUCAUUACCCCAAAAGUGGGUUCUCCA